Molecule: messenger RNA, 916 nt
Organism: Penicilliopsis zonata CBS 506.65
Lineage: Eukaryota; Fungi; Ascomycota; Eurotiomycetes; Eurotiales; Aspergillaceae
Exons: 5
Coding region: 219-833 (204 amino acids)
Biological process (GO): GMP salvage; hypoxanthine metabolic process; IMP salvage
Cellular component (GO): cytoplasm
Molecular function (GO): hypoxanthine phosphoribosyltransferase activity
Source: RefSeq, a predicted model, not a curated record
AUCACCCCGUGGAUGUGCGCAGGAGUCCGUACCAUUCCCAAGAAAAAUUUUUUUGACGGAUUAUUGUGGCUCACAAAAUUUCUUAUCUUUUUUUGCUUCCAUUUCUCAUAGAUACCUGAAUCAGAUAUCCAGUUCCUCUUGCGUUCUGUGGGAGGACCGAAUUGCCUUGUAUCCAACUUAUCAGUUCGCUAUCAGAUAACUACCUACCCACCGCCAACAUGUCGCAAAAGGUCUACGUGACAUACAACCAGGUCCACAAGUUGUGUCAAGCGUCAGCCGACAAGAUCCUCAAUGAGUUCCAUCCUAACCUUAUGAUCGCCAUCGGUGGCGGUGGUUAUGUUCCCGCUCGUAUCCUACGCUCUUUCCUUAAGCGCUCUGGUGACCCAAACAUCCCCAUCCAGGCGAUUGGUCUGUCCCUUUACGAGGACCUGGGCCGCGGUGACCCGGAGGAGGUCCCCGGAACCAAGGUGACCCGCACGCAAUGGCUGGAUCUCAGUUCUCUAGAGAUGGCCAACCUGAUUGGCAAGAACAUUCUCAUCGUCGACGAGGUGGAUGACACGCGCACGACGCUGGAAUAUGCUGUCCGGGAGCUCCAGAAGGAUGUGGAGCUGGCCCAGAAGCAGCUGGGUCGUGAGGGCGAGAAGACGACAUUCUCCAUCUUCGUCUUACACAACAAGGACAAGUCGAAGAAGGGCGUCCUCCCUGCGGAUAUGAUGGAGUCGGGUCACUACCACGCCGCGGUCACGACCGAUGAUGUCUGGAUCUGCUACCCGUGGGAAGCUAAGGACAUCGAUGAGCACGACGCUCUGGCCAAGGAGAACCCCCUCAUCUGAGCGAUUCAAAUCCUAUAUAUUUCAUUCCGUUCCCUUUCCAGGACGCACGCACGAUCUGGCCCCGGGCUUCCAAUACAUACCGC